Messenger RNA from Sebastes umbrosus (honeycomb rockfish), 2835 nucleotides. It is a transcript of the gene melk, whose product is annotated as maternal embryonic leucine zipper kinase. The coding region runs from base 184 to 2235 and encodes 683 amino acids. Lineage: Eukaryota; Metazoa; Chordata; Actinopteri; Perciformes; Sebastidae. Gene Ontology annotation, molecular function: ATP binding; protein serine/threonine kinase activity; tau-protein kinase activity. The transcript has 18 exons. Gene Ontology annotation, biological process: intracellular signal transduction; protein phosphorylation; microtubule cytoskeleton organization. Gene Ontology annotation, cellular component: cytoplasm. The record is from RefSeq and is a predicted model, not a curated record.
GCACGACACACAAACCGGAAGCAGGAAGUGGAGUCAGUCGACGUGCGAAAUUCAAAUCUCUGUAACAAAACAUCUGUGCCGGCCAGAGGGCUUUUCUUCUGCACGCCUUGUGGUUGCUGACUGAUUUCACCCUCUUCCUCUCACGGUUUCACACAAAGUCAGGGAGCUUCAUCGCCGGGCAGGAUGCCUGUGGAGAGAACGGAGCACCGCGGAGCCGAAGAGCUCCACAAAUACUAUGAGGUUUAUGAGACUAUCGGCUCAGGAGGCUUUGCUAAAGUCAAGCUGGGUCGACACCUCCUGACAGGAGAGAAGGUUGCCAUUAAGAUCAUGAACAAGAAGGAUCUGGGGGAUGACCUGCCCCGUGUGAAGGUGGAGAUUGAGGCCAUGAAGAACCUGAGUCACCAGCACGUCUGUCGUCUCUACCAGGUCAUAGAGACCUCAACCCAGAUCUUCAUGGUGCUGGAGUACUGUCCAGGUGGGGAGUUGUUCGACUACAUCAUAUCAAAGGACCGUCUGUCUGAGGAGGAGACCAGGGUGUUUUUCAGACAGAUUGUGUCUGCGAUGGCAUACGUCCACAGCCAGGGAUACGCACACAGGGACCUCAAACCGGAAAACCUGUUGAUUGAUGAAAACCACAACUUGAAGCUCAUAGACUUUGGAUUAUGUGCCAAACCCAAGGGAGGUUUGGGUUAUGAGCUGAUGACGUGUUGUGGGAGCCCUGCGUACGCUGCUCCUGAACUCAUCCAGGGAAGAGCAUAUAUUGGUUCAGAAGCUGAUGUGUGGAGUAUGGGAGUGCUGCUGUUCGCUCUGCUCUGUGGAUACCUGCCCUUUGAUGACGACAACUGCAUGGUCCUCUACAGGAAGAUUACAAGAGGUAAAUAUGAUAACCCCCAGUGGCUGUCUCCAGGUAGUGUCCUCCUCCUCAACCAGAUGAUGCAGGUGGACCCCAAGCGGCGUCUUACUGUUCGACAGCUGCUGGACCAUCCCUGGGCGAUGCUAGACUACAACAUCCCCGUGGAGUGGCAUAGCAGGCAGCAGCUCGGUCACAUCGAUGAGGACUGUAUCACUGAGAUGGCUGUCAACAUGAAGCGGUCGAGGUGGAGCACCACAGCGCUGGUCAAUGAGUGGCAGUAUGACCAAACCACAGCCACCUACCUGCUGCUGCUGUCAAAGAAGCAGAGGGGCAAACCUGUCCGCCUGCGCCCUGAAUCAACAGCCUGCGAGGAAUCCUGCUCUCCACUGCACCAGGGACUACAGUCAAGGGAUGCACUUCACUACAGCGAGGAUGAAGAUGCCGUGAUUGUGGGUUCUCUGGACUUUGGCUCAGACUACAUUGAUGAUUGCCCGUGGGUUUCAGUCCCAAAGUAUACACCGCAGGGUGUCAGAGGUCAGCCAGAUGGAGCCGCAAACAACAAAGACACGAGACUGGCGUCUCCACCAGUGGAGAAAAGGUGUGCUUACAGCCCGGCCCAAGAGAGAGGGCGAACGCCACAGCACCGCCAGGAGAGGAGGGACAGAAACCAAGAACAAACCAGUGAGAACAAGGAGAAUAUUGCUGUUCAGGAGAAAGACGUUGAAAUAUUUGCGUUGCCUCCUCCUCGAACUCCCGUGUCCAGUAAGAAGAAUCCCCGGCACCACAAGAAUGUGUUGACCACGCCCAAUCAAAACGUCAAAACCAAACCAGUCACACCUAAAGGAGGAGGAGGCAGUGCCUCUAAAGAGCACAAGAAGAGAGCAGUAGAGUUCAAGGAGCUUGCAAACGUUGAAAUACUGCCCUUCAGUCCUGAGCGAAGGUCUCGGUCGUUGGACAUGGCCGUUACAGAAGACAGCGGGGGGAAGAAGAAGAAAGGAGGAAAGGUGUUCGGCUCCCUGGAGAGAGGCCUGGAUAAGAUGAUCACCAUGCUCACUCCCAGCAAGAGACGAGCCCUGCGUGACGGUCCGCGCAAGAUCAAGGCUCAGUACAACGUUACUCUGACCAGUCAGACCAACCCAGACCAGGUCCUUAACCAGAUCCUCUCCAUCCUGCCGGAGAGAAAAGUCGAUUUCACACAGGAAGGGUAUACCCUAAAGUGUCGGACGUGGGGCGACUUUGGGAAGGUAACCAUGGCGUUUGAGCUGGAGGUAUGCCUGCUGCACAGGCCGGAGGUCGUCGGGAUCCGGCGCCAGAGGCUGAAGGGAGACGCCUGGGUCUACAAGCACCUGGUGGAAGACAUCCUCUCCUCGUCCAAGAUCUAAAUAAUGCACUUUCCCAACAAUGUCACUUCCAAGUCGAUGGACGCUGGCCUCUCUGUGUCCAAGAAUAAAUGAUGUCUGAUUAGUGAUUGAUGCACAGAAUCAAACACAUGAUGAAGUCUUAGCACAUUAAUGAUUAGUCCUUCAUUAUUCAUAGUGAAUAAUUAAAAUUGUCCUUAGGCCAGCCUGCAAUCCCCAGAGUACAUGUUACAUUAAAUGUAUGAGCUUUACAUGUCAGGAUCCUGUACAGCGUAUCUUGUUUUAUGUAGAGUAUUGCUAUAAUUAUGAAGCUGAAUAGAAUCUCUGUCAACCCUCUUGAGAUGAAUGUGAGUGUGUAUGAAAUGUAACACUAUUUACGGUAUACCUUCUGGCUGCUUAUUACCAUAUAUAUGUCUCAUUGUUAUUCUCCCCUGUAGCUGUAAUUUACUGUCAUUAAUGUACAUGUUUACAGUUCUUCCAUCAUGGCGUGUUUACACGGUUGUCUUAUGUGAAGUGUCUGCUUUUAUUUCUUUAUGGUGCUUGUCUAGUUUUUAUUGUCUGUCGCAUUGUGUCUGUAACAUUUCUACUGACAUAAAAAGAUCAAAAUAAAUGGUUUCUAGUAAA